AUGUUUGGUUGGGAAAGCGGUAGUGAAGAUGAAGAAGAAAAAGAGCAAACUAAGGAAGAGAUAAAACUUUUGCUCGCAAGAGCCACUGAACUGAAUAUACUGACAGAAUCUUUAUUUCCGUUAAUGCAAGUCCCAAUUCCAUCCUGGCACAUUUAUCAUCAGCAAUCUCCAGAAAGUUCUGAUACAGAAGAUUCCGAAUCAUCCCAAGCGAGUACAAGCCAAGUGAAAUCAGUGGACUUGAAAUCUCGCAGGAGCGCUGAGGUAGCACUCCAAUUUGAAAAUAUAUUGCUAAAACUACGUGAUUCAAACAAAGUGAAAGUCAAUGAAAAUGAAAAUGACACUGAGGAACAAUAUGAUUCAGAAGAAAGUGAAAAAGAGGAAGAAGAUAUGCUGGAACAGUGUAUUAAAAAGAAUGAUGAAGUUCUUCAGCCAAACAUAGAAAAAGAAGUGGAUUUGACGCUGAAAACAGCAUUCAGUAAGGAAAAACGAGAAGAAAUAUUGAAGAUUAUCGAUGUAGUGAUGGGUCAAAAAUCAGCUGCGAAAGAAGAGGAAGAUAAGAAAACUUUAGAGAACCAAAGCAUUCAGAAAAUGUUGGAGUCUAGAAUCAUGCAACUGGAGACUGCAAGUAAGAUUGAUACCUCAAUGAUUUCCAGCCAAAACAUGGGAGACGUCCUUCUCAACUCUGUGAAGCAUUGCGUCAGAAUGUUUGUAGCCGAUAUCAAAUCAGUCAUGAAAAAAGGAAUGAGACCAAAGAACGUCCAGAAUACAAACUUUGCUGGAUUCAAAGCACUGGUUGAUUUACAUGAUCGGGCAGACGGAUCAAAAGGAAUAGAUGCACGAAAGCGUUUUGUAGAUGACUUUUACUGGAAACACGGACAAACAUACUUCGCAUCAGAAAACAACUAUCAACGGAUGUGUUGCUUUGCCUAUUUGUUCUUUCUCGAACUGUGCGAUAAGGACAAACGGAUCGUUAUACCAACGAUGGAACAUUUGGUUCAACAUGACGGAAGUCCCGGAUUCCAACAAAAAGAGAGAGAAUUUCUGAAGGUGGUGAUGGCACAACACUGGUCUGUAUGUGAAGAUUUGGGUGUUUUCAAAGAUAAUUGA
Molecule: messenger RNA, 1107 nt
Organism: Caenorhabditis remanei
Lineage: Eukaryota; Metazoa; Nematoda; Chromadorea; Rhabditida; Rhabditidae
Exons: 5
Coding region: 1-1107 (368 amino acids)
Source: RefSeq, a predicted model, not a curated record